AUGGUAAAGGGAGAGUUUUCGUUAAAUGGAGAGCCUCUAGAUAUAACACAGAAACUAAUCCACCGUUACUAUAACAAGGGCCUAUGGCCUACUCGGGAUGACAGCGAGUCGAGUUUGACCUCUGAAAGUGACGACAAACCCGACAGUCGUGAUCCUGCAAGCAAUGGCCCAAAUAUGGACGAGGCAGAAGGUGGCGCGCUGCGAAAGUUUGCAUCACUUUUGAAACGUAUGUUCAGUAGAGAUUACGAACGCAAUGUCCUCAUAGAAAAGCUAGCGCAAGAAAAACAGCACGCGACAUCUUACGAAGAAUGGCUAGCCGCCGCUCUACAGUUAGAUGAACUCACACGUACCAACGAAUGGAAGGCCCGCGACGAAACAACGCUCUAUGACUAUAAACUGAUUGAAACACACACCCAGAAUAUGCGGCGGGCCCGCCUAAACGGGGACUAUGCUGAGCUGCUGUAUCUCAUACGAACCACCUGGAUUAGAAAUUCGGGUAAUAUGGGUAAUGUCAAUUUAUAUCGACACUCUCACGUCGGCACGAAGUAUUUGAUUGAUGACUAUAUGCGCGAAUCGAAGCUGGCUUUGCAAGAAUUGGUCAGGCAUUCGGAUUUGGACGAAGAGUAUCUACUGGGAAUGUUAGUACAAACCCGCAAAAACAUUGGGCGGACAGCUCUAGUUCUCAGCGGGGGUGGGAGUUUUGGCCUCUUCCAUAUCGGGGUACUAGCAACUCUUUUUGAGCAGGAUUUAUUACCACGGGUGGUAAGCGGCAGUAGCGCGGGCGCUAUCGUUGCAAGCAUUUUAUGUUCUUGCCAUAAGGGAGAGAUCGUUGGCCUUGUAGAAACUGUGCUCGAGAAGGAACUCAAUAUUUUCCAGGACGAUUCGGAGAAAACCCAGGGCGAAAAUCUUCUCAUCAAGAUAUCUAGAUUUUUGAAGAGCGGGACGUGGUUUGAUAAUAAAAAUCUUGUCAAGACCAUGAUUGAUUUUCUGGGUGAUCUGACGUUUCGGGAAGCUUAUAAUAGGACAGGAAAGAUUCUGAACAUCACAGUGUCCCCAGCUUCUGUUUUUGAACAGCCCGGCCUUUUGAACAACCUAACAGCUCCAAACGUUUUAAUUUGGUCGGCAGUUUGUGCAUCUUGUUCUUUACCCGGUAUUUUUCCCUCUACACCACUCUACGAGAAAGAUGCCAAAACUGGAGAAACGAGGGAGUGGAACAGCAGCACGGUUAAAUUCGUCGACGGUUCUGUUGAUAACGACUUGCCGAUAUCCCGACUUUCGGAGAUGUUCAAUGUCGAUCAUAUCAUAGCAUGUCAGGUAAACCUUCACGUGUUUCCCUUUCUUAAGAUGUCAGUCUCAUGUGUAGGAGGGGAGAUUGAAGACGAGUUUAGUGCUCGCUUUCGUCAGAACUUAUCAUCGGUUUACAACUUCGUCUCCAACGAAAUAAUUCACGUCCUCGAACUGGUGACAGAAUUGGGGGUGGCCACAAAUGUUCUCACAAAGUUCAGGUCUAUUUUAUCUCAACAAUACUCGGGCGACAUCACCAUUUUGCCUGACAUGAACAUGCUUCUUCGUAUGAAUGAGCUGCUGGCGAACCCGUCGACCGAUUUCCUUCUGAGGGAAACGGUGAAUGGCGCUCGGGCAACUUGGCCCAAAAUAUCUAUUAUCAAAAAUCAUUGUGAACAAGAGUUUGAGCUCGACAAAGCGAUAUCAUUUUUGAAGGGAAAGAUCAUAUCAAAUCCGUCCUUCAGCACGAAAAACCCAUUUCAGUUUACGGAUUUGUCCAUAUCCUUGAUAAAUACUCCAGAAAUGCCUGCCAAUGAUGGCCACGCUCCCAAUGUUUUAGAUGAUACCAUUCUCAACCCUCAUGCAACUGAUAGAAUGCUAGUGAUCAACGAUAAUUCCAAAAGACCGCAUUCUUAUGGCAAGACUAGUAUUUCCAUUGCUGAGGCGAGCAAGAGUAUGUAUCAUCACCGGCGCAAGUCAGAUUCAUACACGAAGACCAAGAGCAAUUCAAGGUAUGGCUUGCCACAUCCAGGUGGCUCAGCUUCUCAUAUUUCAACAAAACUCCUUCCCACUUUAAUGGGAUAUAGUCCUAGAAUGGAUCGGAAAAAAAGCGUUGGACAACUUCAAUUUGGUCCAAGCGCAUCUUCAGGCUUGCCAGAAUAUCAGAGCAAGCUAGAAUCAACAAGGCAUAGUAACAGUUUUACAACUUUACAUGGUCAAAGGGGCAUGGGUAUGAAUUCGUCAGAUCGAACAAAUCCGCCAUCUCCACUUUCUGCUCCCAUCAACACGACAUUCGAAGAUAGUUCCAGGAAAGGCUCUGUCACUUCGCAUGAUUCACCACUGAAAGGUUACAAACGGGCCACAAAGUCCCACAAAAGUAGACCGCCAACGCUCAACCGCUCGAAUACUACCAAUACGCUGAAGACAAAGGCAUCUACAAAAAUAAAGAAUGGAGUUAAGCCUGAGCCUAAGGUUAACUCAUAUGUGGAAGACGACUCUUUAGACCCUGCUCAAGCUGAGGAGGAUGAGAAAGAUGAGAAAGAUGAGAAAGAAAGUAGUACUUAA
Molecule: messenger RNA, 2568 nt
Organism: Lachancea dasiensis
Lineage: Eukaryota; Fungi; Ascomycota; Saccharomycetes; Saccharomycetales; Saccharomycetaceae
Source: the annotation of a GenBank genome assembly